Messenger RNA from Microplitis demolitor, 4228 nucleotides. RefSeq names its product histone deacetylase 4 (gene HDAC4). Lineage: Eukaryota; Metazoa; Arthropoda; Insecta; Hymenoptera; Braconidae. The record is from RefSeq and is a predicted model, not a curated record. The coding region runs from base 963 to 4133 and encodes 1056 amino acids. Gene Ontology annotation, biological process: negative regulation of transcription by RNA polymerase II; chromatin organization. Gene Ontology annotation, cellular component: histone deacetylase complex. The transcript is spliced from 18 exons. Gene Ontology annotation, molecular function: histone deacetylase activity.
UGGAAAUGUUUAUAUUUACGUCUUAUUGAUAUCGCGUUUUUUAUUAUUAUUAUCGUUACUAUUUUUUUUUUUCAUUGUAAUAAAUAAUAACAAUAAUUAUCUUAACGAUAAUUCAAUAAAUCACUCAAUCAUUUAAUUUAAUUUUAUUUCUAAUUGAUUAUUAAUGGUCGCUACCAUUAGAAGGUAUAAAAAAUUAAAACGGAGUCAGUUUGAAAUGACGCUUUAUAACUCGUACGGUGAAUUUGUGUAAGUGUUAACACUGAUGUGACGUACAUAUGUUAUCUUACUAUCGCGUGUAUCUGUUGAUGUAAAAGUGUGUAAGAUAUAUUUAUAUAUAUUUACAUAUAAAUAUAUAUAUGUAACAACUGAUGACAGUUUUGUUGGUCAAGACAGUUUGCAAUCGGGUGAUUUGAUCAUUGAUCGAGUCGUGACAAUUGUGCUCGUAUGUCUUAAGUGAUGAAUAUAUAUAUAUAUAUAUUUUUCUUUGGUUUUGAGAUUUAAAUAGCAAAAUUUAAGUUUUGUUGAUAUUUUAAAAAUUUAAAACGCUGAUUUUAUAAUUUCAUGUUUAUUUGUGUGAGAUUUAUGUUUAUUUACUCGGAUGCUGUGUGAUAUUUAUUUUUUUUAGAUCAAGACCAGAGUCCAAGAUGCUCCGAGGGAUAAAAAAAACAUAUCAGCAAUUACUAUGCAUAAACAAGGUGUGAUUAGAAUACAGUAUUGAGGAUAAACUUUUUAUAAAUUAUUAUCAAUUUACAUAAAAAUCGAUAAACAAUUUUUUUCUUAAGUAUUAUUUUUAAAUUCACAAAGAACAUUUAUUUAUAGUGUCGUAUUUACAAUAUUAUUAAAGUGCGUUGUGAAUAUAAGAUUGAAACAAAAGAUAACAGUUAGUGAAGAAAAAAUAAUUAUUUUAUGUGAUUUGUGCACUAAUUUUAUAAAAUACGUUAAAAACAUUUAAAGCAGGGCAUAUGGCCCUGGACUAUGGUGUUUCCAGUAUGCACCAUCCAAAUCAAUUAGAAGACGUGAGCUAUAGAAACGUCGAAAUCACGUCUGCCUUUACGCACCUGCCCCAAAAGGACAUGGCGAGGGACACGCCGGGUUCGCCGAUGUCGCGACCACGUGACCUGGCCGCUGGGGGCGCUACGGCAACCCUCACUUCCGGUGCUUAUCAUGUCUCCACCGCCGACCCACAGAAUUUGCAUAAUCACGCGCUCCAGCAAAAAAUUCUUGAGCUACAGCAGCAUCAUCAGCUCCAGCAGCAAAUACUGCGGCAGCAAUACCAAGCACAAGAGCGACAUCUUGCUGAGGUACAUGAACAUCAAUUACAUCAAUUGAAGCUCUGGGAGCAGCAGAAACAGAUCGAGGAUCAAAUGAGGGAAAAAGAGAGGAUCGAGGCGUUAAGAAAAAAAGACAAACAUGAUCACAGCGCAAUUGCUUCUACGGAGGUCAAAUUACGCCUGCAGAGUUUUCUCGUUAAUAAAAAACAGAGAGAAGCUGCAGCAGCGGCUAAUGGAGCUGUCCCUGGUACACCUGGAUACAGAAGUUGGAUACAGUCGCAAUCUGAAUCUAGUAGUUCAACGAAUGCUUCACAUCCUUAUCGAAUGCCUCAAAUGCUACAGGAAAAAUUCGGUGAUGAUUUUCCUUUACGCAAAACAGCCUCGGAGCCAAACUUGCUCAAGGUGCGACUUAAACAACGUGUGAUGGAGCGGAACAUGGCAGCGACACGAAAUUCACCCCUUACGGCACGUCGGAAGGAUCGACUCCUGUCGCAUCUCAAGCGGAAGUCACUCCUCGCAAACUCAGGUUCAAAUUCUGAAUCCGGGCCUAAUUCACCGCCAACAGGAAACAAUUCCCAAGCGAGUCCAACUGCUGGUAGUAAUACUCCAAUUCAAGAGGAAAAUGAAAAUAUACAGUACGGAGGACCUCUAACAAGUAGUAGUCAACAAGGAAGUCUUUCAGAUCUAUCAUUAUUUAGUUCACCAUCAAUGCCGAAUAUAUCAUUAGGCAGACCUCAUGUACCAUCAUCUAGUUCUUCUUCCAGUGGAUCAAAACUAGCGCCAGUAUCAGAAGCCGAAGUCCGUGCAGCAUUUACAGCACGACUAGGUAUGCCAUUAACAGGAGAAAUGUUACCUGGAACCCUGCCAUUUUAUCCAUCACUAACAGUCAUUGAGGGCGAGCCGUCAUAUAUUCAUAAGCAAAUGCAAAAUUUGGAACAACAAGGAAGUCGACAGCAUACAGUCUAUCAUAAUUCCCCAAUAACGGAUACUCAAGUAGCUCACGCAAGACUUCAUAAGGCUGGUCACCGGCCUUUAGGUAGUAGAACACAGUCAGCACCUCUACCUCUAGGUCAUCCGAUGCUCCAAGGCGGUAUAAUAGCACCUCCGACGACUCACUACGAAGAGUAUCUCGCUGAAAAGCAAUUACACGAUCAACAGCAGGCUCACAAUUAUUUGAAGCAACAGAUACGUCAAACAGUACUGACCCGAGUGGUAUCACGCAGUGGCGGGCAAGCCAAUCAGCUGGACGAGGCGCCAGAAACCGAGGAGUCUGAGGUGAUAGAUCUCACGGGAAAGAAGGAAAUCCAGGAGGAGAGUGAAAUAUCUAAACAACAACGUGAUCGCGAACAAUUUCUUCAGCAGCAACGGGAUCUUAUGAUGCGCCAUACGCUACAAGUUAACGAAAGUCCGGCCUAUGUUGGCACCAGAAAUUCACAAUCUGCUCGGCCACUGUCCAGGGCGCUGUCGAGUCCGCUUGUUCACUUAGGACCUCAGGGUACUGGUGGAGAUGUGUUUGCUCGUGGUUCACCUCACCGACCUACCACGGGACUGGCCUACGAUCCACUGAUGCUUAAACACGCGUGUGUGUGUGGCGAAACAGUAAGAGGUCAUCCAGAACAUGGAGGACGACUGCAGAGUGUAUGGGCUAGACUAUCUGAGACUGGAUUACUGCAACGUUGCGAUCGUAUUCGUUCGCGUAAAGCCACAUUAGAAGAAAUUCAAACCUGCCAUAGUGAAGCUCACACCCUUUUAUUUGGUACAAAUCCACUAAAUCGACAAAAAUUAGAUCUAUCAAAGUUAUCACCGCUGCCAAUUAAAAAUUUUGUACGAUUACCGUGCGGUGGUGUGGGUGUUGACUCAGAUACUACGUGGAAUGACCUUCAUACUGCACCCGCGGCUCGAAUGGCUGUCGGUUGUGUUGUUGACUUGGCCUUCAAAGCGGCAAUGGGUGACAUAAAAAAUGGGUUCGCAGUUGUCAGGCCGCCAGGUCAUCAUGCCGAGCCAAAUCAGGCCAUGGGCUUUUGUUUUUUUAAUUCGGUUGCUAUAGCCGCUAAACUUUUGCAACAAAAAUUAAAUACUAGGAAAAUUCUUAUUUUAGACUGGGACGUACAUCAUGGUAAUGGAACGCAGCAAAUGUUUUACGAUGACCCACGCGUGCUUUAUUUGUCAAUCCAUCGUCAUGACGAUGGAAAUUUCUUUCCCGGAACCGGUGGAUCAACAGAGUGUGGUGUUGGUGAUGGACUUGGUUACAAUGUCAAUAUAUCAUGGUCUGGUGUACUAAAUCCGCCGAUGGGUGAUGCUGAAUAUUUAGCGGCAUUUCGUACAAUAGUUAUGCCAAUAGCCAAGGAAUUUAAUCCAGAUGUUGUCAUUGUAUCAGCGGGUUUCGAUGCUGCGACUGGACAUCCACCGCCAUUGGGUGGAUACAACGUCAGUCCAGCGUGUUUUGGAAGAAUGACACAGUAUUUAUUAGAGCUUGCUGAUGGCAAAGUCAUACUUGCAUUAGAGGGUGGUUAUGAUCUUGCUGCUAUUUGUGAUUCUGCACAGGAAUGUGUCAGGGCAUUGUUAGGUGAUGAACCAACACCGAUACGUGAUGAAGAACUUACGAGGGUACCAUGUCAAAAUGCCAUUGAUACUUUACAAAAAACUAUUGCUAUUCAGAUGUUACAUUGGCCAUGUGUUAAACUUGCCGCCCAUACAGCAGCAAUGAGUGCUGUACAAGCAAGUCAAAAAGAACAUGAUGAAACAGAUACUGUAUCGGCAAUGGCUUCAUUGUCGAUGCAACAGCCAACAAAUUUAACAAAAACGCCAGAACAUUCCCGUGAAGUUUCCGAAGAACCAAUGGAACAGGAUGAGACAAAAUAAAAUAAUUUAAUAAUUAAAAAAAUAAUUGCACUUAUUGUCCGUUACUAUAAAUUUAAAUUGUUAAUAGCUAAAUAAAAAAUGGAUCUUCGUAUGAA